This is a messenger RNA of Haliotis rubra (blacklip abalone), 2254 nucleotides long. RefSeq lists its product as uncharacterized. The record is from RefSeq and is a predicted model, not a curated record. The transcript has 2 exons. Bases 513 to 1433 code for a protein of 306 amino acids. NCBI's taxonomy places the organism in Eukaryota, Metazoa, Mollusca, Gastropoda, Lepetellida, Haliotidae.
UUCAAGGGAAUUACCAGCUGCUAUAUAAACAACCAUGAUGUAAGAUAUGUAACCGUAUUUAAAUUCGACACUCGUGACUCCAACACAUACAGUCGUGCAUAGUGGGGCUAACCAAGAUUGUUGAUACGGAUGUCUGCUGAAGGGAUAUGGAUCUUUCUGGACGAUUCCAAUUUGUGGAUAGAAGCGAAAAAAGUGAAAGGGUACAGUCUCAAAAAAGAGUUCACAGAGGACCCUCGUUUGAGAAUAGAUGUUGGAAGGUUAGCUAAUUUGAUAAGCAACGGGAGAGUGGUAAAUAAAGCAAUAUUGUAUGGAUCAGAGCCGCCUCCAAUUGACACGGUGUGGAAAAAAAUAAAAGAAAAAGGCGGGAAAUCAAGAAACACAAGAGAAGUCAGUGGACAGGGAAAGAGAAGAAAGUUGAUACCCAAAUUGUUGCUGAUGUCACAGAACUAGUUUGUGAUUCCCAAAAUCGGGAAUUUGGAUCUACUGUUGUGAUAGUUAGCGGUGACAAUGACAUGUCUCCUUGCAUUCAAAAAGCUAUCGAGAAGAGGUGGAAUGUGGAGGUUUGGGCAAUGGAAAAGAGUCUGGGUGCAGACCUGAAGCGUCUUCAAAAUAAGCAUCCCGAAUUAAUGACAGUGCAGUGUCUAACAGAACAAGAAAAUUUAAGAAAAUUUACAUUUAUCAGUGAAAGGUUUACUAUCACCCAACAUUACAGGAAUGAGUUGCUAAAUCGUGGAAUCGUGCUAAGGCAAUGCGUCCGCCAGCUUCAAGAUGACAGAAACGAAGAAUUCAUGGAGUUAAAGAAAAUACUGGAUCAGUUCAAAUGGCCUUGGAAACAUGCCUGGUUACUUCCAAAGUCAUCAGAGGCUGCAAUGAGUCAGGACCUAGUGAUUCUGUUCCUCCAGUGCCAAGAUAAAUCUUUGGAUGAGGAUACUCCUUUAGCGCGCUAUACGCCAGAACUGAAAAGGCUAUGUCAGCCCAACUUAUGCGAAAAUGUGUUGACAUACUUUGAGCAUACUAAUAAACAGAGACAGGACACAGCUCUUGAUCUAUGUUCAACCAACAGGUUUAAUAUCCUCCAUGAGUGUGAAGAUGACGAUGAAGUGACACCGCCUUCCGCAACCACUGGCUUUGUCUCUGGCUUUGCCCAUAUCUACGGACCUUCGGACACAGAAAGUAAUCCUGCUAGGAAAAGUCCAAAUACGCCCUCUAGUCUUACUCCACUCAGCAAGAUCAAACAAAAUGAUGCAACACAGAAAAUGGCCCCUAAUCAAUGUGAGGAUCCUGUACCUACAAAAUGUAGUAGCCACCAUUCAAGACAAAACGAAGAUCCAUUUCAGCAGGUCAAGUACAAAGAGUCCAAAAGGUACCAGUGGUACACUACUCCUUGUGAAUAUCAUUUUCAAUGUGUACAAGGUAAAAAAAUGCAAACAUGAUCACACGGUACCGGAGACAUCCUUCUUUGAAAAGAGAGAUACGUAUGUUAAAGAUAAAACAACGAACAAUUUGUAUAAAUACAAGACUUUCAUGUGUAACAACAUCGUCUUGGGGUCUUUUUGCCGGUAUCAAGAUGCUUGCAUGUUUGCCCAUAGUGAAGAGGAACAAGUAUGUUGUCGGUGUCAUCUUCUAGGACACCCAACAAAUGAAUGUCCAUCCUCAGAGCACUGAGAGUGAUGACGUGGCUCAAUAGUUGCAUAUAGGUUUGAUUACACCUCCUAUUUGUCUAUGACUGUAGCACUCAAUGAAUGUGUAGCUAAUUACUCUCCAUAUGGUUUAUACGUAAUCAUUUCCAGGUGUUAUAUUUACAUGUUACUCUUCACAACCACAGAACUGACGUGAUGUAUAGUUUCCUGUGUGUAAACACUGGUCCAGGAAAGUAAGUUCCUGUAUUGCUAGCAUUUGUAUUAGCGUACAAGGGUAACUCGCAACCCUUCUCCUAAAAACCCAACACAACAGCUUGAUGUUGCAGUGCAGUGGAGUGUAAAUGGAAAAUGUUUCGUCAUCGCUGUUAACGUCAAGCAUAUUAUGUUUCUCAGAGGCUAUCAAAUGCAGGUAUUCUACUCAGGAUUUCAAUGAUUGAAUAUAAAUAAUAGUCUUGGGCGUUAUCAUAUGCUAUCUUGUACCGCAGUUAUAUUGGUUGAUUCCACGUGACAUACUGGCACACAUGUAUCAUGUGUCAUAUUGAUGUGGGAAGGGUAAAAUACUCUUCAAAUGUUCCAAAUGUUUACUACAAGUUAAUAAAGUUCUGAAAAUUAAA